Molecule: messenger RNA, 768 nt
Organism: Effrenium voratum
Lineage: Eukaryota; Dinophyceae; Suessiales; Symbiodiniaceae
Source: the annotation of a GenBank genome assembly
AUGACGCCGGCAUCGGUCGCGCGUGCGCUUGGCUUUUUGACCCGCCUGCCGGUGCCGGCGCGCUUCUUUGGCGCCGGCCAGGUUGCGCUCUCGGACGAUGCAGGCAGCUUCGCACUGGCCGGCGCAUUGAUCGCCGUGCCCGGUGCCGUGCUGCUGCUGAUUGGCGCAGUCUUCGGCGCGCCGCCCUUGAUGAUGGCGGGCAUCGCGGUCUUGGCAACGAUCGCGCUGACCGGUGCCCUGCAUGAAGACGGGUUGGCCGACACGGCCGAUGGAUUUGGCGGCGGCGCCACCGGCGAGCGGCGCAUGGACAUCAUGCGCGAUUCAGCCAUCGGCACCUAUGGCGUGCUGGCGGUGAUCGCGUCGGUUCUGCUUCAGGUCACAGCUUUGGGCGCGCUCGCGGAAACCGGCGUGAUCCAGGCCGCCUUCGCAUUCGUUGCGGCCCACACCGCCUCGCGCGCCGCCAUGGUCUGGCAUUGGUCGAAAACGCCGCCGGCGCGCACCGAUGGGGUCGCCGCGGCGUCGGGACAACCCCCCACAACAGCCGUGAACGCGGUUCUGGUCGGCGCCGGGAUCGUCCUCGCAUUGGCCGCGAUCCUCGCAACCGGCGUCGUCGUCACGGCGCUCGCCGCGGUUGCCGUUUCUGCGGCAACGGCCGGCUUCUCGCGCCUGUCCGGCCGCCUGAUCGGCGGGCACACCGGCGACACGAUAGGCGCGACCGAACAAAUUGCGCGCUCGGUGAUGCUGGUCGGCCUUGCAAUGGCCGCCUGA